AUGGAAGAUGAGAAAAAGACAGAAUCUACGACUAAGAACGUUAAGAAGGCUAAUCUCUUAGAUCACAACUCUGUCAAGAACAUCCUCGACGAAUCCGUCUCCGAUAUCGUUAAGAGCCGAGGCUACAAGGAGGAUGUGAGGCUAAGCAACGCGAAAUUGCUGCUAGGAACGAUUAUCAUCGUCGUUGCUCUCGUUGCCCAAUUCUACAACAAGAAGUUCCCUGAGAACAGAGACUUUUUGAUCUGCUGCAUCGGAUUAUAUCCUUCUUUAUCUUCGUGUGUGUCAAAUUAUUGCUUCGGAUUUGCUUUCCUGCUUGAUUCCAAUUUGAUUCUCCUCGCAGUUUGCGGUUUCUAG
Messenger RNA from Microthlaspi erraticum, 354 nucleotides. Lineage: Eukaryota; Viridiplantae; Streptophyta; Magnoliopsida; Brassicales; Brassicaceae. The record is from the annotation of a GenBank genome assembly.